AUGACUAGUAAACAUCAUAAUCAAUCCUCUCGUCGUCAUCCACUUAAACGUGUACGUCCAGAUAAUGAAAAUCAAGGUUCAAUUAUAUCUUCGAAUGGACGAAAUAAUAAAAAAUUUUGUCGUCAACCUUCUGAAGAUUCAGCAUUUAUUGACACAGAAAAAUCUUCAGAUGAACGUGCAUUUGAUCUUUUUCAUAAAGAAUAUUUUCCACAAUUUCGUCCUUAUUUUAAACAUCGAUCUAUUGUUAUACAAUUUAUUGAACAUUUAUGGUCGAAUAUGAUUGAAUUUUCUAAAGUAUCAUUUGUUAAAAAAAUUCUUAAAGAACAAGGAAUUUAUGAUGUAUCUACGACAAAUUUUAAUGAUACUGAAACAUUUUCUAAUGACGAAAAUGAUUCUCAAUUAAGUAAAUCAUUAAAUGAAUCAAAUCGAAGUAUUUCAACAUGGAAUACAAAUAAUCGAUAUAGUCGAAGUUUUAUAAAUGAACUUUUAUCUUAUUUAAAAUAUUCGGUAACACCUCGAUUUAUAGAUAAAAAAUCAUCAUCAAAAAUAAUUGCACCACUUCGUCGUUCAUCUCGUAUUCGUCGAGCACCAAUAAAAUGUGUUUGUUCAACAUGUAUUACUACACGUGCAUCUGAAGAACAUUCAUCUUCGACAUCAAUUAUAAACGAUGAUUCAGAACAUAAAAUUUUUCAACAUUUAAUUGAACAUUAUCAUCAACUCAGCGGUCAAUGUCAUAUUUUUAGCAUAAUAUUAGUAACAACAAAGAGUUUACAUCUUUCUAGUGAUGAUCAAUAUAUUAAUAUAUCAAAUUCAUCGAUAUUAACCGAUAUUAAUAAAUGUAAUGAAACAACUGAUAGUCAAAUACAAAUGCCAUUAUCGGAAGUUAUAGAAACGGUUACACAUACAGCAAUAUCACCACCAUCAUCGCCCAUAAUUCCUGCAGCAUCAGUUAAUAAUUCGUCGGCACUUUCAGAAUCAUUUGAAGUAUUUGUUGAUCCAUCGGCAAUUUCUAAUGAAAAAAUUACAUUAGAUACAUCAGUAGCACUUUCAGAAUCAUAUGAAUUAUUUGUUGCACCUUCAACGAGUUCUAAUGAAAAAAUUAUAUUAGAUGCACCACUUGAUCAUUCGAUCGCACUUUCAGAAUCAUUUGAAUUAUUUGCUGAUCCUUCAUCAAUUUCAAAUGAAAAAAUUAUAUUAGAUACACCAGAUGAACGACCACCACCACCAGCAAGACGUACAUAUGUUAUUUUGACCGAACUUGAUGAACCAUUUUUUGGUCCUUAUCCAAUUGAAUUUACUAUAACAAUUUGA
Messenger RNA from Adineta steineri, 1311 nucleotides. The record is from the annotation of a GenBank genome assembly. NCBI's taxonomy places the organism in Eukaryota, Metazoa, Rotifera, Eurotatoria, Adinetida, Adinetidae.